AUGAAUGAAUCUCACUCACCACAAGGCUAAGCUAACCGACUAAUUAAUUAGCAUCCCGAAGAAUGCAGUAUGAAAGAGAAUGUUGGAAUGGUUACGUAUCAGUAGUGGAAGAAAUGGCGUCAAGGAAUGCAGUGGUGAUAUUCAGCAAUAAUACAUGUUGUAUGUGUCAUGCCAUAAAGAGGCUCUUGUGUGGAAUGGGUGUCAACCCAACAGUUUAUGAACUCGAUGAUUACAAUCCCACUUGGCAACAAGCCUUGUUUACUCUUCUUGCGAAAUCAUCAUCCUCUUCUGAUCUGCCUGUUGUCUUCAUUGGUGGCAAGCUCCUUGGCUCCAUGGACACUAUCAUGGCUGCUCAUAUUAAUGGCACAUUAGUUCCUCUUUUAAAAGAGGCUGGUGCUCUCUGGCUUUGAUAUCUCUCUUUUUUUUGGUUGGUUUUUACUUCUACUGCAGAGGAAGUGGAUCUUUUUCUAUUUUAUUUUGUAGCUAAGGGUCAGAAGAAAUGCUGUAAAUUUCUCUCUCCCUCCUCUGUUUCUUGAGACAAUUGAAAUGAAAAAAGCAAAUCUAGCUAGUUUGUUCCACAUUCCUAGUUUAUUCUGUCCUAUUUA
This is a messenger RNA of Solanum dulcamara, 605 nucleotides long. Its product is annotated as glutaredoxin-C7-like. Bases 63 to 410 code for a protein of 115 amino acids. The record is from RefSeq and is a predicted model, not a curated record. The transcript has a single exon. NCBI's taxonomy places the organism in Eukaryota, Viridiplantae, Streptophyta, Magnoliopsida, Solanales, Solanaceae.